AUGGAAGACCUUGUUGCUAGUCUAUCGUUGGAGGAUCUCGAAAACUACAAGUACGAUCCUAUUCAUGCUGAGAACACGAUACGCAUCCUGACCCUCUAUCCUGGGGAGCCGGGGAGCAGGCUAGAGGGACGUCUCGACUUUGCCAAUAUAGAUCAACAGCCUAAGUAUGAGGCUAUCUCGUACGUCUGGGGAGAUCCAACUCGAUGCGAUGAGAUUGUGAUUGAAGGCAAGUCACUUGGCUUGACCAAGAGCAUCUCUGAUGCUCUCCAGAGGAUGCGCCAUGAGACCGAAACUCGAAAGCUCUGGGCGGAUCAGGUGUGCAUCGAUCAGGAUAAUUUGAGUGAGCGUGGACACCAGGUAAAGUUCAUGAGUACGAUAUAUAAGAACACGACGACAGUUCUGGUGUGGCUAGGGCCAGAUGAAACGAAGUCUGCAGUCCCAGCGCUGGAGAAGUUUUUAGGACUCAAGGAAAUACUUAACGAUGAAGCCUGCUUGAAGAUAUUUACUGAAAAUCAGAGACAUCGCAUUGAAAUCUAUGAUGACGAGUCUUGGGAGCCGCUGAACAGAUUCUACCACCUUCCUUGGUUCACAAGAGUAUGGAUUGAGCAGGAAGCUGGAAUGGGAAGACCUAUGCACCUGUUUUGGGGGGAGCAGGAAUACGACUGGAAGCUCAUAUCGGUUGUAUCAGAUAUUCUAAAUCGACAACACAAACCACUCCGAAACCGUUAUGACCUGCGCCCCUCACGCGUUGCCUAUCUUGAUAAAAGAUUCAUAGAUCUUACAGUCAGGCACGGCGGAAAGGAUUACUAUCCUGGGGCAAGUUUUGUUAAUAAGCUUAACUUUUCCAGAACGAAGGCGUCGACUGACCCCAGGGAUCGGAUAUUUGCUAACCUGGGGCACUUCUCCGCUACCGUAUUGCUGGAAAGCCCGCCUGCCUUUGAGGCGGACUAUACCAGGGACAUGGUGGGACUGUACAUAGAUGUUGCCAUUCGAACCCUGAAAGGCUAUCCGACGCUGGAGCUGUUGAAUGCUGUUCAUCAUCACCACGAUGAAGAACGCUUACCAUCAUGGGUUCCAAACUGGGGCGACAACUCCAGGCGAAAGUGCAUAGGCAAGCGCGAUACUUGGCUCCGUGCCGCUGGGGCCACAUCUCCUUCAUUUACCAUACAAGAGAGAGAGGGACUAUUGUGUAUCAAGGGACUUGAUAUCGACUCAAUUGAGGUCCCAUCCGAGGAACUCUCCCAAUAUGACUUCCGAGACAGCGACGUUCAGAGAGGUCGAGCUAAAGAUAGUGUAGUACCACGGCUAUGGAACUGUCUCUCUCAAUUGUCCACAUUUCAGCUCAAACACGAGUACAUUAGCGGCGGAAGUGCUCUUCUUGCAUUCUGUCAAGUUUUAAGUGCAGGUUGUUGGGCAAUGGUUCGACGAAGCGGUGAUCUGCGUAGAGACUUCCACUCAAUUCCAGACAGUGUCUGCCUCCAACAUGGAGCUGCUUAUCUCACCAGAGUUUUGGGUGACGAAAAUCUGGUUGAUGACGAGGUCAGGAAAGCAGCUGAGGGUGGAGAUGCCUUGGCUUGGAACGGAGGCCUCUCCAGAGUCUGCCACAGAAGGUCUCUGUUUCGCACUCGCAAAGGAUACUAUGGCCUUGGUCCAGCUGAGAUUCAGAGAGAUGAUAUGGUCGUUGUUCUCUUCGGCGGCACUACACCAUAUGUUCUGAGACCGACUGACCAGGGAUAUUGGUUUGUAGGAGAAUGUUAUGUACAUGGCUUGAUGAACGGCGAGGCCCUAGCGAUGAUGGAUCGAGGAGAGUUGAAGGAGAAGACGUUUGUGAUUCGAUGA
This is a messenger RNA of Cadophora gregata, 1839 nucleotides long. RefSeq lists its product as uncharacterized. NCBI's taxonomy places the organism in Eukaryota, Fungi, Ascomycota, Leotiomycetes, Helotiales, Ploettnerulaceae. The record is from RefSeq and is a predicted model, not a curated record. The transcript has 3 exons. The coding region runs from base 1 to 1839 and encodes 612 amino acids.